AUUUCUACACUCUGCAGGGGAAAGAUGGCUGAUCGGGUCUCCUUGGGUUGUAUCCAUUCCCAGCAUAACCAAGAAUGUGGGGGCUGUGAGGACAGGGAAAUUCACCGCCCAGAAGACCACGCUGUCUUGUGUGUGUGUGACUUGUGGAGGAUGAGCAGUCCUCACAACAGGGGCCAGGACGCCUCAAUCCCAAGGUAACACCAUACAUGGGCCAGAGCUCAGUCAAGAGCAGGCACCAAGACGGGGAUCUGUGUCAAUUCAUGGGAUGGCUUUGCAGCACGAUGAAUACCAAGGGAGAGGCAGUGUGGACAAGGACGGCCCUGUGCCUGGAGGUCACAGUUGUCGCAGAGGGGCCACAUCCCUCCUCACAUGUGUGACAGAGUCUGUCAUCUGUGUCCCUCAAGAUCAUUCCCCUUGCAGCGCUGGCUUUGCUUUUUCGCUUGAACAUUUGAAACAAGUAUCUUCCUCAGGGCCUUUGCACUGGCCAUUCCCUCUGCCAGGCACACACUUCCCCCAUAUCCUGUGUCUAUGUCUCUGUCUUACAUGACGUCUGUGCUCCAAUGCCACCUGUGUACAGAAUUUGCCUAAAUGCCAUUAAAAUAGAAUGCCCUAUUUGCUCUCUGCUUUAUCCCUGUUUCCCAUUUCUUCACAGCACACCUCACCAUCAAAAAGGUGAGAGAAUCAAAAGAUAAUUGUAUCAAAAAGAUAAUUGUAUAAUUGUCUUCUUUGCUUACGUAUUUUUUCUCCAUUGCUGUAGGGAUUUUUGUUCUUCAGCACUCUAUACUCAUUGCCUAGGUAGUGCCUGAAACCUGGUCAGCACUCAAUUUUAUUCCUGAAUACUUGAAGCAUUUCUCAGGAAAAGUAUAAAAUACAUGAUUUCUUAGGAAAGAAGCUGAUUGACAAUAAAAAUAUAUCAGAUGUGGCAGCGAUGAUUCCCUAAAGGGGACCAUAUCCAUGCACAACAUAUUAAAAGGAAUUUCUGGACUGCAAAAUAAAAAAAAACAGUCACAUUUCAAUUUUGUGAGUUAUACAAAUUUGUGUUUUUUUAUUUCCCUCUUUCUCUGAGGUCACCUCCACCAGAUGGAACCAAGCAAUGAAACAAAAUUUUCAAAGUUUCUUCUUCUGGGAUUUUCAGAGGAACCAGAACUGCAGCCCCUCAUAUUUGGGCUUUUCCUCUCCAUGUACCUGAUCACUGUGUUUGGGAACCUGCUCAUCAUCUUGGCCAUCAGCACAGACCCCAACCUCCACACGCCCAUGUACUUCUUCCUGGCCAACCUGUCCUUUGUAGACAUCUGCUUCACCUCCACCACCGUCCCGAAGAUGCUGGUGAACAUCCAGACUCAGAGCAAAGUCAUAACCUAUGCAGGCUGUAUCACACAGAUUUAUUUUCUCAUACUCUUUGCUGUGAUGGACGUCUUCCUCCUGAGUGUGAUGGCCUAUGACCGGUUUGUGGCCAUCUGUCACCCCCUGCACUACACGAUCAUCGUGAACCCCCGGCUCUGUGGGCUGCUGGUUCUUGUGUCCUGGAUCAUGUGUGUCCUGCAUUCCCUGUUACAAAGUUUAAUGAUGUUGCGGCUGUCCUUCUGUACACACUUGCAUAUCCCCCACUUUUUUUGUGAACUUAAUCAGAUGCUCCAACUGGCCUGUUCUGAUACCUUUCUUAAUAACGUGGUGAUGUAUCUUGCAGCUGUCUUGUUGGCUGGUGGUCCCUUCAUUGGGAUCCUUUACUCUUACUCUAAGAUAGUUUCCUCCAUAUGUCGGAUCUCAUCAGCUCAGGGAAAGUGUAAAGCAUUUUCUACCUGUGCAUCUCAUCUAUCGGUUGUCUCCUUAUUUUAUUGUACGAUGCUCGGCGUGUACCUGAGCUCUGCUGCUACCCACAGCUCACGGUCAAGUGCCACAGCCUCGGUGAUGUACACGGUGGUCACGCCCAUGCUGAACCCCUUCAUCUACAGCUUGAGGAACAAAGACAUGAAAAGGGCUCUGAAAGCAUUCUUUGGGAAGGAGACCCUUACAUGGCCAAUCGUCAUGAGAUUGAAGAAGUGCCUAUGAUUGCAGGGGUCAAAGCCUCUGUGUCAGAGACUGUGGUCUUUAUUCAGACUGUAGAUGUAGUAUUCCUCUUUCCGUUUAUUUCCUUGUCCUCAACUUCCAUAUGCCAUGUAUGUAACUCACUCUAUGAAGCUCUGCUCUCUCUGAUAUCCUACAGAUUUUUCCCUUGUAUUUCCCACUUUCUGAAUUUUAUUUCCAACCACGGAUCUGAAAUAUUUGGAAAUGUUCAUUUACCUUGAGGCAACAUAGACAUUUUUAAAAAUAAUCUUUCUCAAACAAUUGUGUCACACCAAAUAAUUUUUCUUCCAUACGUGUUUUUUUAAUGCCACGUUUACCACUGGUUAGCUCUCUGUAUGUCUUAGGAUUGGUGGGCAGAAUUGGGUGGGUGAUGGGUGGGCUAAAUGGGCAAUGGGCAUUAGGGAGGGCACUUGUUGGGGUGAGCACUGGGGGUUGUAUGUAAGUGAUGAAUCACUAAAUUCUACUCCUGACACCAACACUACACUACAUGUUCACUAACUAGAAUUUAAAUAAAAACUUGAAACAAACAAACAAAAAGAACUGUCAUGAUUGAUACGCCACCUAUGGAAACAACCACACUUUAUGACAAAUAUAUAUGAUUUUAAAGGAGAACAAUAUCUGAGACUAUGUUUUUUCACUUAUAUGUCUGAAGGUCCUUUGUAUAUCAGUAUCUUAACUGCUCUUCUUAAUAGUGGACACUUAAUAUAUUAAUGUGUCUUCUAGAUCGGUUUUAUUCUCCUCAUUAGGAUCCUGGUCUCUUAGUACCUUGUUGUCCACAAUGUGUAUGAUAGUCACUACCUUACUCAAGCAUUCACCAAAUACGCGUCUCCAAAAGAAGUCUUCAUGGAACAACAAACUUAGAUAGAUUGACUUUAGAAUAUGAUCUUAGACUCUAGAUGCCCUUUAAUAUGAUGAAGCAAAGUUUUAUUUUAUUUUUUUUUUCAAUUUAAAUUUUAGUUAGUUAAUAUACCAUGCAAUAUUGGUUUCAGGAGUGAAUUCUGUGAUUCAUCACUUACGUACAACAUCUAGCGCCCAUCUCAACGAAGCAAAGUUUUAAAUCGCACAUUGUGCUCUUUAAAAUAUUUAUUCUUCAUGCUGUACGGCUAUUCAUUGGAGUAUGGAGGAUUGGUGGCCAUGUGUAAGGCGGCUUAUCCAAAUGGGGGAAGGACUGAUUGACAUUUUUCUACUUUUAUUGAAUUAUCUCCUUGUUUCUUCCUGAAAUCUUUACGCUGCCUUUGGUAUGACUCCUUUCAUUGUUGUAAAAGAAAUAUAUCCCCCUUCCUUCUAAAUUUUGUCAUAACCAUGAAAGGGGUGUCAAAUGGUCAUUACCCUCCAUUAUACAUGUUUCUCAGGCUCAGGAUUCUAUUCACCUUCUAUGCUCAAGGGAUGACAUAAGAGGGAGCUUGCAUUCCUGUCUGGUCAUGUGAAUCAGGGACACCAGUUUUCCAACACAAUAAUGCAUACAUUUUCAAUCUUUCCUGGCUAUGGGGAAAAGAACCUCAAUGAG
Messenger RNA from Felis catus (domestic cat), 3571 nucleotides. Its product is annotated as olfactory receptor 7A17-like. Lineage: Eukaryota; Metazoa; Chordata; Mammalia; Carnivora; Felidae. The coding region runs from base 1081 to 2049 and encodes 322 amino acids. Gene Ontology annotation, molecular function: G protein-coupled receptor activity; olfactory receptor activity. Gene Ontology annotation, biological process: G protein-coupled receptor signaling pathway. The record is from RefSeq and is a predicted model, not a curated record. Gene Ontology annotation, cellular component: membrane. The transcript has a single exon.